GUACAUCCAUCCCCCAAACUAAUAACGGGACGUCCCAGUGACUCGUAAAUAAUCCUUGACCUCCAAAUUCCAGCGGGUGCACUUCCGGGAACGGGCAACAAUGGCGUCUAGCGCAUUUAGCGAAAUAACUGAGGAAUUUCUCGUUUGCCAGAUAUGUUUAGACGACCUUAAGCAGCCUAAGAUGUUGCCGUGUCUUCACACCUUUUGCCAGCCGUGUUUGGAGAGGCUUUUGGCGACACAACGGGUAGCACAACUCUCCUGUCCGACGUGCCGACAGGACGUGCCCCUCCCAGAAAAUGGCGUCCAGGGGCUGAAGGCCAACUUCCUUGUUGGUAAACUGCACGACAUUCUUCAACAAAAACGGAAAGGAACAGGGGAAACAUCAAAGCCAGGGGCGGAGGGAAUCCCCUGUACGGCCUGUGAGAGAGGCAACCCUGCCGAGUUCUACUGUGUGGAGUGUACCGACUAUCUGUGUCACGUAUGUAACGACACGCACCGUGGACUCAGAGUGAGUAGGUCCCACAAAGUUGUACCAAUCGAAGACCUGCUAUCAGGCAAAUUUUCCACCGAGCUCCCAUCAAAAGAGACCACAAAAUGUGAGGAUCACAAUGAAGUAGUCAAGUUCUACUGUGACACCUGUCACCGGGUCAUCUGUCUGCACUGUGUGGUAACGGCGCACAAAGAUCACCAGUAUGUGGAGAUAGAGAAGGCGGCAGAGAUGGAGAGGGCAAAGAUCAAGGCAAAACUAUCGUCAGUCAAGAACACAGCAGACCUUCAUGAAAAGUGGAUAGAAGAACUGCAGUCAGAAAAGAACGAUUGGCCUUUACAGGUACAGCGUGCAGAAGAACAAAUCGAGAAACAAGCAGAGGCUAUCAUAGAGGCCGUUCAGAAGGUGAAAAGUGAGAAAAUCAGUCAGCUUCGCGCUAUGAAUGCUGCUCGGGAGAAACAGAUGGAAGCCGCCAUGGAGGCAGCUGAGAUGGACCGGGCCUCAGCAAAGAGCUGUGUCCAGUUCACGGACAAUGUGUUGGAGUACGGGAGUCCAGCGGAGGUCAUGUCUGUGGCCGGAGAACUGACCGCACGGAUGCAGCAAACGACAGACAUAAAGACCACUGAGAGGGCUGAACUGACCAAGGGUUUCGUGAACUUGACCUUUGACCUUCCAGCGUGUGAAUUGGAACACGAUGUUUCAAAUUUGAUCGGAUGGUUGAAACAAACUUCAGUGUCUUUGACAAACACACAGUCACCAAUUCGAAGGAACGUUGUAAAAACGACCACUUGCAGUUGGAUUCCUAAACACGUGAAAACCGUGGGGCAGAAAGGCAAGGGACGUGGACAGUUUAAGUGCCCUACAUCACUUGCUGUCACCACAGAUGGAGACAUUGUAGUGGCUGACCGUGACAACAAACGCAUUCAAUUUCUCGACAAAGAUGGCGCCUACAAGGGGAAAGUUAGUUUGAAGUUUAAGCCAUUAUGUGUGGCGGUAACGGCAAACGGUGGGAUGUUAGUGACAGGAGACGGACACAAGAUUCACGUACUGGACAAUCAGGGGAGGGGAGCUCGUGUCAUCCAAAUGCUAACAGGUGUUGUAGAGAGAGAUAAAACUACGCAAGGCAUCGCUGUUGACGGUUUAGGGCGUAUCAUCGUCACUAUCGGGUACCAGGUGUUUGUACUUAGUCCUAGGGGUGACGUCAUUCUGAAGUUUGGGGACAAAGGUCAAGGUCAACAGAAGCUGGGUUCCUCCCUUCGUUUGACCGUCAAUAGUAGCAACCAAAUCAUCAUCAGUGAUUUUGGAAACGAUAGCCUGAAGAUAUUUGACCCCAUCGGUCGUCAUCUCUUCACGUGCGGGUCACGUGGCUCGGGACCUGGACAGCUGAACGGACCCUACUGUGUCAUCACGGACAGCGAGGACAACAUCAUCGUGGCUGACUGGAACAGCCAACGCGUUUCCAUGUUUAGUUCUGAAGGCACAUUUAUCCGGCACGUGCUGACACGGGAGGAACACGGACUGGUGUUUCCAAAGGGACUAACGCUGACUCAAGACGGGCAUUCGGUCGUUUGUGAUGAACAUACCAUCAAGGUAUUCAAAAUAUAACAGGGAAAAUAAGUCAGAAGUUACUUUGGAUAUUCGGUACAAUGGCCGACAGUACUAUAUAAAACAGGAAGUACGAGAUUAUUUUUACACUACUACGUGCUUUAAUCCACAAUUUUUUCUGUAAGAGUCUUCCCUUUUUCAAGGCAAUACUGACAGGUUCACAUUAAACUGCAGUAUAGGUGUCGCUGCUUACAGAAGCGGGUUCAAACGUAAAGUAUUACAAUAUUACAUGGAUAUUAUGACUAAUAUCUUAUUAUGGUCUGGCCACGGCAUAAUUAGUGGACUUUCAAUGUUAGAAAAAAAAAAUGGUAACAGUCUAUCCAAAAUUGCCAAAUCAACUUCGCUUUUACGGGCAUAAGUAUUAAACA
Molecule: messenger RNA, 2460 nt
Organism: Branchiostoma floridae (Florida lancelet)
Lineage: Eukaryota; Metazoa; Chordata; Leptocardii; Amphioxiformes; Branchiostomatidae
Product: tripartite motif-containing protein 2-like
Exons: 1
Coding region: 101-2092 (663 amino acids)
Biological process (GO): positive regulation of DNA-templated transcription
Cellular component (GO): chromatin; nucleoplasm
Molecular function (GO): ubiquitin-protein transferase activity; zinc ion binding; protein binding
Source: RefSeq, a predicted model, not a curated record